Molecule: messenger RNA, 897 nt
Organism: Racocetra fulgida
Lineage: Eukaryota; Fungi; Glomeromycota; Glomeromycetes; Diversisporales; Gigasporaceae
Source: the annotation of a GenBank genome assembly
AUGAACAACGUUGUAUACGAUCGUGAAGCAUUGCUCAGAAUAGUAUCUACUUUUCCUUUAAUUGACAAUCACUGUCAUAAUCUUUUAACAUCUGAUGCAUCGUUGAUUUGUCCAUUAGAAGUAUGCUUUUCGGAGGCUCAUGGUGAUGCGUUAAAAAACAUGCCUCAAACUAGUACCUUGAAACGAGGUGUACGCCAGCUUGCUGAACUUUAUAAUUGCCCACCAACAUUAGAUAAUAUCAAACAAGUGAAAGCUCUAAUGUCAUAUAUUGACAUAUAUAAAACUUGCUUUAAACCUACUGGAAUCCAGGCCUUGCUUUUGGAUGAUGGGCUUGACGCGUUAGGUGAUCUUAUGGGUGUGCAAAGUCAUGUAGAAUUAGUUGACGUAGCGCGAAGAAUCGUGAGAAUCGAAAGUAUUGCGGAAAAGACCUUGUAUGAUUUGGCAAUGUCUGCAACUUGUAAAGAUCAAAAAGUGUUGAAUUUUGAAGCGUUCGAAGAAUCAUUAAAAAAACAAUUUGAGACCUAUGCAAAAUCUGAAUCAGUGGCGGCCUUCAAAAGUAUUGCUGCUUAUAGGUCAGGAUUGAAUAUCAAUUGUGAUUCAAAUCCUGAAGCUAUUACUGUUGCUUUAAAAAACAUUAUUACGGAUUUUAAGUCAUUAUCUGAUAAGAAAGGAUCUGUUAAGCUUGUUAAUAAAGUUCUAACUGAUCACAUAUUGAAACCGUUAAUUGAAAAACAUCCCAAUGCAAAGUUCGUUCUUUUGCAUGCGGCGUAUCCUUACACUCGCCAGGCAGGAUAUCUUUCCUCUAUAUAUUCCAAUGUGUAUGUUGAUACGGAUGGUCAUUGCCAUCCAGAAUCUUUCUAUGUCGCCGCAAUUCAAGGAAGAGCAGCUUUAAGCAAG